AAGAAGGUGCAAGAAAAAUGUCUUGUAGAAGAUGCCAAAGAAGAAGACUGCAAAGAAGACCCUUUAAUGCAAGAGCUUCUUGACACUUAUGGGGACACCCCACUACCUGUCUUGAGUGAUAAGGAAGAUCAGAAUGAAGAAGAUGAAGGACAGGAGGAUGAAGCGAAGGAGGAAUGUGACAUAUUAUUGGAUGGAAAAAGUGUGGUAACACCAGUUGAGAAGGUAGUGGUGUCAGAUGAUGUUGAGACCCUUUUGCAUGAUGGUGAUUCUCUUCUUGGUGAUAGAGGCAACCUUGCAGAGGCGGCUAAGACAGAUGUUGUGGAUAAUUCUUCUGCAUGCCGAGUACAUUGGGAGAUAGCCAAUGAAGAACCAUCAGCUCCAAACUUUGAAAAUCUGCGGCAACAACUUGUCCAGAUUGAGCCAUACAUGGAAGCCCAACGACAGAUGAAGGAGUUGAUGAUAGAGGAUGCCACUGCAAAAGAAUAUAGUGAGAAUGCCCCUUGUCCAAGUGCCCCUAUCAUUGAUGGAGAUUUGGAUGAUAUUCAAUAUGCAGGAGUGGAAGCAAGUGCUCCAUGCCUGGCUGAAGAUGAGGCAAUAACAGAGUCUGAAGACAUGAGUCAGUAUCCUUCAGCCACAGCUCCUUUGCUCUCUGAUCCAGUCCUAAGUGGUGCUACAUAUUCAGCCGAUAGUCAAGUACGUGUAGAAGAGGAAAGUUCACACAUUAAAACCAAAAUCACUUUGUCAGAGGACUCAGUCAUUAAACCAAUGACAGAUGUUCAAAUAAAUGCUCUUUACCAAAAUAAUGAACUAGAAGAAAAUGACAAAUACAUUAUAACAUUUCUGGAGGAAGAGAGAAAUGUCCCACAACUUGAGUUUUAUGAGCUUGUAUUAAAUUAUCUGCGCUCCAGAACGAGUUUGAUAAGCAGCCAAAAAGAAUUAUCAACAGUACUAGAAGAAUACAGAAAACAGAUGAAAAAUAUCUGGGUGUUUGAGAAGAGGACAGGAACUGAAGAAGGGGAGUGUGAAGAUGGUAGACUCCUGACAGUCAAGCAUGAUUAUGAAGUUGCUUGCUUUAAGGAGGAGAUUGUAACUCAUGUUGCAAAGCAGCUGAAACAGUCAAGAGAACUCCUCUCAGAAUCUUAUGCUCUCCAUGCAUAUACCUCUGAAAUGGCCAAGCUGCAAGUUGAGAACCACAUGCAGAAAAUCUUGAGUGACUGUCCUGAAUUCAUGCAGGUCCCCAAAAAUGCAAAGAUCAAAGCAAGUGGCAUCAAAGAAUAUAAACCACAUCUGCAACCCCAUAUCAAGAAGCUGAAGAUGUGUAUUAGUGUACUGUUUGCAUUCCAGCGCAGGGGAGUAAAGGACCAGCAAUUUAUCCGUGACACAAGACAAUGGUUAACAGACUUCAUAGCCAUUCUCCACAGGUUUGCAACCUGUAGAGACCACCUCUUCCUUCUUAAUCAUAUCAUGCGAUGUCCAGCAGGAGUAGGGUCUUGGGCCUCAGCAUACAUUCAGAUUGGAGGCCCAUGGGAAACGGACAUCAUUGGUAGAGUCCUUGGAUGUUGGCCCCUAGAUCACUCCCUCACUGUUCUUUCUACAAUUCUUAGUCCUGUAAGCAGCAGAGAGGAUUUCCUCCACCACCUCAAGCAAAGUGCCUUACCCUCUGGGGAUCCAGUUGAUGAAAAUUCUGGAGAUGAAAGGCCUUCUGAUACUGUGUGGGUGGUUGUUGAUAGCUCUGGGGAAGAGGAAGAAGAUCCCACACAACUGUGGGCUAUGUUCACCGAGAAUGAUGUUGUUCAGUUGUUGAACCAAGUACCAUUUAAGGAGAUCUUCCAACAUAUGUUAAUGAUUGAGGAUGUGGAUGGUUCUCUCCAAUACGACGUGUCUCGCACCAGUCACCAUGGCCUCAUGAAGCUCUUUGCCUUUGCUACCAUUCUAAUCAACUUGUUUUGCAAGGGCCUUUCUACAUUCUCAAUGAUGAGGUAUCGAGGGGCCACGAAACGUAUCUGUAGACUACUGCGCCACACAGUAGAGUAUGUAACUGACCACUGGCAGAAUUUCCUUCUACUUUACCAGUCAUCACCGCAACAAAUAUCUGACAUGAAUCAGGCAUCUAUACAUUGGACAUCAUUACAGGUAGAGUAUGAUCAGUUGUUUGAAAAGGCCGUUCACAGCAUUAUUAGUAGUCCAAGAUCUGGUGCAUGGCAGUUCCUUGCUGUCAUUCCAUACAGAAGUGUGUCUCUUUCAAGAUUAUGGAAGAUUGUCUACCAGAUUCAUGUUGGCUGGAGUGAAGAAUCCAUUGAGAACAGUGAGAAAUUAAGUGCUGAAAAGGCUUCAUACAGUGACUGGGCAGAACUUGUAUCUCACUCAGAUACACGGGGUCAGUUUCAUGACCGUCUCGUGAAGAUUGAGGAAAAUGAAGCCUUGUACCUCCUAACAGCAUUGGCUAACAUGGCAGUCGAACGUGAAUCAACAGAGAGUCAUUUUGUUGAAGUUAUUGUGAACAACAUUUUUGAAGCAACAUUUGUCAAUGAAGGAACCAGAGAAGCCCUGAGCAGGAUUGGUAGAGACCUGCUGUCAUCUGUGGCUUCAAACCAUCCCAUUUCUGUCUCAUACCUCCUAACAACCACUCAGGAGAAAAUAUCUAGUGUGGGAAACAUGGCUCUCUACCUCUUCCGUGCUCUUCCACUGGAACUGUGGGAACCUUCUGCUGAUGACAUUACAUGUGUGUCUCAUUGGCUGCUCUUCACACCUGUUGCCAGUAUAGAAAACCAGCUGGCUAGAAUUGUUCUGAGUAAGCUCAACUGGGGCGAAAACGCUUAUGGAAUACAACUUUUUCUGCCUCCCGAGCUACAUCGCAGGGUUGCACUGACAGUAUUAGAAGCUCACCUGAAGGUGUCUCGUGAGAUGCGACAAGGCAGUCUUUUAACUGAAGGCGUCAAGCAAGUUACCUCUGUCAUGUAUGCACCUUCAGUAGAGCAGGUGUUUUGUGAUUGGUCAUGGGAAAUUCUCACCUGCCUUAGACUGCACCAGCUUGACCAGCCUGAGCCCUGGGUUCAUGCUGUCAUAGCUUCACCUGCUCUAAUGCUGAAAGAUAUUCCAGACCCUACUAAUUCUGCAAUUACUCAGGGUUCAUCUUUAAAUGCAGUUAAAAGAGGUCUGAUGGACAAGCAACCCCUUGCCUUGUUUUCUGCUCUGCUUUUGACAUCUUGGGGACACUCUAUUCCUGAGUUCUGUGAACACGGAAUUGACUGCAUCCAUGAGCUAGUAAUGCAAGGUAUGUAUGAAGCAGCCAUUGCAGCCAUGGCCCACAUCAUGCCCCUGUUCUUCAACCAGCCUGAGGACAUCACAACACAUUCCAAGAUGAUGACUGCUGUUCAGAAAUGUUUAACAGCAGAUCAAACAUAUAUGACGCUAGCCAAAAGCCUCGUCACAUCUGCUUUUCCUGGAAAGGUUCUGAGUCUGUUUGCUGCCAUGAUUGUUCAUCACAUUAAGAAUUACUCAAGGUAUUGUCUGUCAUCAGGCUUGUUAGCUGUCAGAUUCUGGCAACAGAUGCUGGUGGGAGUACCAGACUGGGUGCAUGACAGCAAUGUGCUCUUUCUUUUAGAUACCAUCUGUCAACAUGCCUUUAUCCAACCACAGUGUUGGCAAGAAGCAAUCUCUGGUUUCUCUGAAAUAAUGAAGAACUCAGAUUAUCAACAUAAUGGAGGUAGUGGCCUUAGUGGUCUGCUGUCUUGGUUGACAUCAGGAACAACAGCCCCUAAUUCAUUACUAGUGCGAUCUUCAGCACCACAAUUUCCCUGGUUCACUAUUGCUGUACUUUCUUUGGAGACUCAGGGAGAAUUGGCUUCAGGGCUUUGGAAGAACCUGUUGCUUGAACUUUAUGCUGAUCCUCAGACUACACUAGAAGUAGCCCUCAAGAAAGUUAGCAAGGAAUUGGGACUGGGUCAGGUGUCAUCCAGUCUGCUUAGCAUUUACCGCUGGGGCCAGCAAGUGGUGGACCUCCCUGCAGACCAUCCAGCUCUCCCUAUCACUAUGCAGAUGUACUUCAUGCUUCAUCUGGCCCGAGUGCCACCACAGCCAAGACAGUACGAGUGCAGCAGUGUGAUCAACCGCUUUUAUCAAGGCUUCGUAAAUCAGUCCUUCCUCAAUAAGAUCAAAAAGAAAGUUACUGCUGCUUUGGAGCACCAUGAGGCUGUGAUGGCCAAGGAGAGUGAUGAGGAUGAGAAAGAUGCAUCACACAAUGUACAGGUUGCAGAAAGAGUGAAACUUCUACGUGCUAUGCAGUCAUGGCUAGAGGAAAGUCGAUUGUAUGAUUCUGGUGUUUAUCUUCCUGCUCUUCCACCCAACCUACUUCCUAAGAAACUAAUGCAGGUGUUCCAGGCUAACUGGGAGCCCUGGCCAGAAGCUGUUGAUGUUGAUGCAACGGAAGAGGCAGGAAGACGACUCCUCAGAGUCUGGGACCAGUAUCGCAAAAAGGCCAGUUUUAGCAGCACUGUGGGUCUAUCUCCUUCUGCGUCUCCAAAUCGACAAGGCAGACAAAGCAAUCCUGAUCAGAGGACAGUUCCCCGUAAAACCCCUACUGAAGCAAUCCUCAAACGACUGACUACAUAUGAGUCUCCACAACCACCACCUCCCAUUCCACCCAUGAGUCCUCUCCAUCUUCCACAUAUCCAUGACAGCACUCUGAUUGACCAGGAUGCUCUUCUCUACCUGGUGCAGAGGUAUACAGGAUUGGUAGUUGAACACUCUCAGACUGUGAAUCUUUGGUGCAGUGAGCUGUGUGCUCUUGACUGUGUCUAUAGAGAAUUGGUCCCACAGCUGUGGUCAAAUGCACACACCAAAACAAUUCUCACUGCUGCUUGCACACCACCAAAAGUUGGCAGAAAGCAACCAGAAUGUAGUGGGCAUGCAAGUAUUGUUAUGGAGUUUUCGGAAGCCCGUUUAAACGAGGGCAUCAAAGUACGCAUUGACCAGAACCGUGAACAACAUGAUGUAGUACUGCAGAGAUGCCAGAAACCUCCACCAUUACAGUUGUGUCAAGCUGCAGUAAGCCUAGAAGCUAUCAUUACUGUCCUGGUUAAUGAGUUCCGUAGGACAGACAAGAAUACUAAUAAGCAAAAGUGGCAGUUUCUACUAGCUAAUGGGAGACAGCUUUUCUAUCAUAUAGUUCAGUUAACAUCAGAUGACACCAGCUUCUACCCACCUGCCAAACAGCUUAUCUCCUCAUGUGCUGGCAUUCUAGGACAGGAAUUUGUCCGAGGACAUGCAGACUGCCAGGAGAGUCUUGUUGCUCAAGUGCUAGAAUGGGGAGGAAAACUAGGGGGUCUCCUUGCUCCACACUUCACCCCAUAUGUUACUCCAAAACAUGUCUUUUUGAUGUUAUACUCAACUCUCAGCCCAUAUGCUCCUUCAGCUCCAGACCACACCUUUAUGCUCCUGUCAAAGUUCGACAUCGAGAGAUGGCUAGCAGAGUCAAGUCCAAAUUCGAGUGACAGAUCAGAAUUGAUCAACACCAUAGCUGCAGCUUUUAUGUCUCUCUUACCAGGACCAAACCCAACUCUUCUAAUGGUGCUUGAGCUUUAUCGAGUCCACCUUCGAAGCCUGCUAGCAUUCAAGUUUCCUGAGCACUACACAGAGGUACUCAAUGUUAUGUUGCAGAUUUCUGCCUCUACACAAGAAGACUGUGGAGGUGUAAGUUCUGGCCUCUGGUAUGAUCUGAUGAACAAGAUAUCUGUAGGCAUCACCACCUUUAGUCCUGAAAUGGAACGAAAUGCUUUAAAUCAAGCCAUCAAAGAGUAUGCACAGCAUCAGACGAUCCUGUCACCGUGUAUGGUGGAGGAUACCUUAAAGAUGCUUUCGAAUUACUUUGUGAAGCAGCGUCUUGAAUUUGGCUUGUAUGGUCUCUAUCCCAAGUACCGACUUCAUACUCAACCUAUUGCCACCUUUUUGGGGCUGAUUUCACAUGCCUACAUCAUCUCUGCCUUUCACACAAAAUACGGUACUCCACAAGAGGAAAUCGUACGGGAAGUCUGGUCAGGGGUGGAUAGCCUCUGGGCUGGAUGGGUGACACCACUUGGAGGACGCGAUCGUCAGUCUUUCUCUCCUUGGUUGCGUCAUCUCACUCACGACAUACGCUUACUACUCCCAUGGGCCCCUAGUGAUACAAGCUCAGCUGAUGCCAUGGUAGCAAUGUUUGCAGCUUCUAUUGGCUUUAUGCAUGAACUUCUGCCAGGAAGCAGUGUGUUGUCCUUGACCCUAGAGUACUAUUGUACCAUGUUUGCUGCACAGGAGGUCAAGAGUCAUGUGCUGGCGGUCAUCCAUGCUCACUUCUCCGCCCUGCCAUGGCAUCACCUUCACCCGUCCCUCCAAGACACGCUUAUUUUUACUAAGGUUGUUGAGCAGUACCUGCCAGAGUGCCAUAACUUUAUUGGUGGUGUUCUUGUACAAAUUAAUUGGAAUAAGGUAGUCCAGUCAGCUAUGUCUCCAACAUCAAGUUCUACAGCAGAAGCCCAAGGGCAAGGCCAGGAGGCACCAAGUGCUGUCAAACUCCAUACUUGCUUACUUAACCUGCUGGUCAGGAUAUCCAUGGAGCCCAGUGUGAGACAGUCAUCACUUCUGCAAACAUUAUUGCUAGAAGCAGAAUCUUUCUCCUGGUGGCUUGUGGACAGUGAGAGUUUCCAACGUGUUGUCAACUGGUGGGUCAUGAGUUGCGACCCAAGAAUUGUUCUUGCUCUUCCUGACCGUAACCCAGUGGAUGUUGCUAUCAUUCA
Molecule: messenger RNA, 6770 nt
Organism: Penaeus vannamei (Pacific white shrimp)
Lineage: Eukaryota; Metazoa; Arthropoda; Malacostraca; Decapoda; Penaeidae
Source: RefSeq, a predicted model, not a curated record